Cololabis saira (Pacific saury) is the source of this 2624-nucleotide messenger RNA. RefSeq names its product solute carrier organic anion transporter family, member 2A1 (gene slco2a1). Gene Ontology annotation, biological process: prostaglandin transport; transmembrane transport; sodium-independent organic anion transport. Gene Ontology annotation, cellular component: membrane. The record is from RefSeq and is a predicted model, not a curated record. The transcript has 14 exons. NCBI's taxonomy places the organism in Eukaryota, Metazoa, Chordata, Actinopteri, Beloniformes, Belonidae. Gene Ontology annotation, molecular function: protein binding; prostaglandin transmembrane transporter activity. The coding region runs from base 22 to 1896 and encodes 624 amino acids.
CCAGCGAGCACCAGAGCUGACAUGAUGGACAUGCAAGUCCUCGGAGACUCGAGAAAACGCAGGACGCCAGUCUGCAACAUCAAGGUGUUCGUUCUGUGCCACGGACUCCUGCAGUUCUCCCAGCUGCUGCACAGCGCCUACUUCAAGAGCACCAUCACCACCAUCGAGAGACGCUACGGCCUCAGCAGCUACUCCUCGGGAACCAUUUCCUCCCUGAACGAGAUCAGUAACAGCAUCCUGAUUGUGUUCGUGAGCUACUUCGGGAACCGGGUUCACCGGCCUCGUGUGAUCGGCGUGGGCGGACUGCUGAUGGCCGUCAGCGCCAUGAUCCUCACCUUACCUCACUUCCUGUCCCAGCCCUACGAAUACGACUCCGUGUUACACAAUCGCCACGACAUCUGCAACCUGCACAGCAACGUGAGCCGCCCGGACACUUGCGGGCGCGACGAGACCAGGCAGCUGACGGACACCAACAAGCUGUGGCUGCUCAUGGCCAUCGCCCAGCUGCUCUUCGGCCUGGGCUCGGUGCCUAUCCAGCCCUUCGGGAUUUCCUACAUCGAUGACUUCGCUGCACCGAAGAGUUCUCCUCUGUACAUAGCUAUCCUGUUUGCGUUAUCUGUUUUUGGCCCGGCCAUCGGCUACCUGCUGGGCGCCGUGAUUCUGCGGAUUUAUGUGGACGUGGACAAAACUGGCUUCGGAGGCCAGCAGGAGCUGAGACCCGGAGAUCCCCGCUGGGUGGGCGCCUGGUGGAUGGGUCUGCUCAUCGGCGCCGGCUGCCUGGUUCUCACCUCCAUUCCCUACUUCUUCUUCCCCCGAGAAAUGCCCUCAGAGCAGAACAUGAAUGAAAGCGAGACAGACUCCAGUGAUGACUUUAAGAGGCCAGAUAUAUCUUUACUUGAGUUCCUCAGAAUGUUUCCUCAGAUGUUUCUCCACCUCCUGCUGAGCCCCCUGUUCCUGCUGCUGGUCCUGGCCCAGUGCUGCUUCUCCUCCGUCAUAGCAGGUCUCUCUACGUUUCUCAACAAGUUUCUGGAACGACAGUACGGCUCGUCAGUCGCCUACAGCAGCAUGCUAGUGGGUGCUGUGAAUCUGCCGGCGGUGGCCGUGGGGAUGCUGAUUGGAGGGGUGAUCAUGAAGAGGUUGGGUCUGUCUCUGAAGACCAUCCCUCGUUUCUCUGUGGUCAUGCUCACCCUUUCCACCCUCCUCUGCGUCCCGCUCUUCUUCAUGGGCUGUCCCACAAAGAAGGUCUUCGAGGUCAAUUACGAAGUGGGACCGAAUAUGUCUGUCUCCAAGUGCUAUUCCAACUGCUCCUGUCCUGCCAACGCCUUCAACCCCGUGUGCGGCUCUGACGGCGUGGAGUACGUCUCUCCCUGCCACGCCGGCUGCACCAACUUCACCAGAGACCCCAACAACACGCACAGAGUUCAGAUAUAUACGAACUGCAGAUGUACAUCAGACUCAAAGCAUCACGCCCAUCCAAGUCCUUGUCCAAACAGCUGCUCUCAUUUUGUCCUUCCGGUGAUCCUGGUCAUCUCUCUAGCAUCGCUGAUCGCCUGCCUCACUCACAAUCCAAUGUACAUGAUGGUGCUCAGAUGUGUUCCCUCUGAAGAGAAGUCAUUCGCUAUAGGGAUUCAGUUCUUACUAAUGAGACUGUUAGCCUGGUUACCUGCCCCUGCUCUCUUUGGCAUGGCCAUUGAUAAGUCCUGUCUCUGGUGGAAGCGCGUGUGUGGAAAGGAGUUUAGCUGUGGUUACUAUGACAACGACAUCCUGAGGAGCAGGUACCUGGGUCUACAGGUGGGCUAUAAGGUCAUGGGCAUUCUCCUGCUGGUGGUUCUGGGGUGGAAGGUGCAGCGGACCCAAGAGUACAGCUUCGAAAAUAAGCCAGAGGGACUACUGUGAUCGCCCAGAGACUUCUCUUUGAUCCAGCAUAUCGUAGCCCUGCUGUACUGUAAAACAUUUGCAGGAAGGCUGUUUCAAGCAAAGCUCCAUGGGUUGACCCUGAUUUCUGCAGGCCCAGUUCCCUGCAAGGCACCUCAACGAAUGGAGAGAGGAAACUUCCUUAAAGGGAAAAUGAGACCUAUCACAAGUGAAGACAGGACAUCGGAAACAUCUAUCGUACAUAACACUGGUACCUCGUAACGUUUAACAUGCAUUCCUCCAUCACGAGGAGACUGAUUAUCAAGCAACAGCUAAAUGUCUUUGUUUUUUAUUUUGUUAUCAAUCGGAUUGGGUUUCUGUUUGCACUGGCACUGGGUUUCUGUUACUAAUGAACUGUAUAGCUUAAUAUUUAAAUUAUUUUUUUAUAGAUGGUCGUCUCAUGUGGAGACACAUACUCUUUUCAUAUGUGAUCACAUAUACGUUUGUUAUCAAUACCAUGGACGUUUCUUGUUUCAUAUCAAGCACAUAUACUGUUGUCCAUAUUUUAUAAAUAAAGUAAAUAACCUCACACAUUUCAUGUACAUAAACUAGGUGCAAUGCCUGCAAUACAAGUUUAACAAAUCUAACCAAGUUGGCCAGAACGAUAAUCGUUCUGGACAAAGAUUGCUCAAUUUCACUUCUGACAUUUCAAUAAAUUGCAAGUUUGUUUUGGAAUUGGAGCAGCUAAUAUAAUCCCUCAAGUAAAUAAA